Molecule: messenger RNA, 3981 nt
Organism: Phytomonas sp. Hart1
Lineage: Eukaryota; Euglenozoa; Kinetoplastea; Trypanosomatida; Trypanosomatidae
Source: the annotation of a GenBank genome assembly
AUGCUGCUUAUAGUCUCCGCGCUGGAUGUGCAGGAUGGGGAGAGGGCGGCCCAAUUUGGACCACCAUCGUCGCUCUCCUCGCAGAUCCCAGGUAACCCGGGGGAAUAUGGGAACUGCCCGCUACGAACGUCCGAAUCGGACCCCCAGGCCCCUACAGGUGCCGGUGCUAUCCCACAAGGAAACCUCAGCAAUCAUUCGAUCCCCAUUUCCAACCCUGAAGCCCGGAGUGGCAAUGCGUUGAGCUGUAAUUCUACCUCUGGUCGUUUGGCCAAUUCUAGUAUUUGGAUUAUUGUGAUGAAGCUGGUGCGGACUUACUUUAUGCCAUCUUUAGUACAGGCACGAAAGGUGCUUCAAUUCGCUUCGGGAUGCAUUGGUGCGCCUCUUUUGGGAUUCAAGGCAAACUCAUCACUGAAGAAGGAUAGCGAAGUUGAAAGCAGCACUCUCGUGCAUAAUCAAACCUCAGAAGGCCACGGUAUUCCAAAGCCUAAUGUCAGCACCGUCACGAAGGGCCGCGCUCGGCUGAAUGCUUCCACGGUCGGCAAUCGAUCCCAAGUGAAGAUGAAAAAUUCUACCAAUACCUUAAGUACGAGUACAGGUCUAUCCAAGACAAUUGACAGUUCCUCAAAUUACCAUGUCUCAACAAACUAUGACAUCCUAUACAGCCAGUCGUAUGUCUUCUUUAAAAAAAAUUCGGCACUGUUCAAUCUGCUGACAUCCUCUAAGCAAGGAAGCCAUAAUGAGAUCGACCCAAUGGUUUCUCUCUCUUCAUGCUCCCCCAGCCAUUCGAAUAUCCAAGCAACACCGCAGCCUCGCCAAAAGAACUCGAGUCGCGGCAACACGCUCAAAGUGAAGACGAUGGUGGUGAAUAAUAAUGAAAAUUCAAACUUCAUCAAUCCGACCUUAUCCGCAUCGAAUGAUAUUUUAUCCCUUCAGGCGGCGCAACAUGGUUUUCAUGUAAACAUUCUCGGUAGUCCUGUAUCCACGUUGACGAAAAAAAUAAACCCUUCUAAUAUUACCCCACCCUCUAAUUUCAAAGUGGUCAAGCACCACCUGAGUGACUUGUUGGUGCAGAAGCGCAGUUUUGUACUUCACUUUACCGAGUAUGUUGGGAAGGCCUGUUCGAAAGGAAGCUUCGCUCUGGGCGAUUCGGGGAGAGAUUAUGGCCAUUCUCAUAGUGGUGGAAAUACCAGUCAGCCAAUCCCCAUCCAGCGCACGGAACAUGCACAAAAUACAUCCACUACCAGCCGUGUGAAUUUCCAAGCACUGCAUAAUCCUGGACAUGAGGCAUCCCCUUCCAAGGGUAGGAUCCUUCCGGCUAUCGGCAAAGACGCUAAUGGUCGCCCGAAGAGUUUGGCGAAUCGUUCGCUUUCCUUUGAUCCACUGAAGAAAGAAAGCGAUGAGGAGGAAGGGGGGAACGAUAUCAUCUUUCCACUGCGUACCCGAAUGCUAAUUCUCUGCCGCCAGUAUAUCUAUCUCUACGAUGCCAUCCCGAGCACUUUUGCGAUGCUGGGGGUUGAUCCGGCCUCGAAAACGGGGCUCUCGCCGGCCUAUUUGAGCACCCCGAUCGCACUUCUCGAUGUCGUGCGCAACGCCUGGAGCGAUUUCUCCAUUGUGAGCGGGCCGACCGAUACGGAGACGGCGAUGGUGCCCGCCACGCGGCAGGUCCGCGGCGGGUCGACCGGCCCCCACAUCCCGCCAUCCCGCCCGGGGAUGAAAUCCCCUCGGGGGGAUUUAGUCCCCGACAACGAGCGCGACCCCAGCGGCGCGACCGCGACGUUGACGCUGCCGUUUUCGGGCAGCAAUAACGUCGACGUCGAGGUCGUUCGCGUGCGGAAUCUUGAGGGGGAGAACGCUUUGCUCACGCUUCCCAUCGCACCACCGCCGAUCGGGGAGGGCACCUACCUCGGGGCUGUGGCUAAUGGCGUUGGGAUGCCCCCUCAGACGGUUCGGCCGCCUCCAGGCGAGGCGAAAGCGCGGCUCCCGGGGGUGGAUUCCACCCCCUACGCAAGGCGAGGGGGGUCCUUUUCGUACCGGAAGGACGCCCCAGGCGGCGGCGAUGGGAAAAAUUUGUGGGGUAAACACAACGGCUUCACCCAUGUUUCUGGGCAUGAGGCGAUUGGCAUCACCGUGUACCCACUACGCAUCCUCUACAAGGGUGUUCUCCAUCACCUUCUUUUUCAAAAAGUAGGCGUCCGGGCGUGGUGGUUUAUGCGGCUAACUGAGCUCGUCACGAUCUGUCAAUCGGCCGUACACGCCCUCAAGGUGACGGCGGCACGGCAGUCAGUUUACGCGUUUAUUCGGAAUCGCAUUUCAUACACUGUGGGACCAUCGGCCUUUAAAUGUAUAGAUAUGCUCGGGGUUGGGGCCUUCGGCCGCGUUCUGUUGGUGCAGCACAAGCUGACCGGGAAGCUCUUCGCGAUGAAAAUUGUCCGUAAGACAUGCUUUCAUGGGGUUCGCAACGUCAUUGAAAUCCGUCGCGAAUGCGCGAUUUUGGAGUCGCUUGAUUGCCCUUACAUCAUGAAAAUUCAUGCCUGCUUUCAGUCUGACAGUCGCGUCUACAUCCUGUUGGAUUACCUUCCCGGGUGUGAGCUCCUGGUGCACACUCAACGUGCUCCGGGGCACCGCUUUGAAGAGCCGGUGGUGCGUUUUUACAUCGCCGAACUCGCUAUCGCGGUGGAGCAUUUGCGAUUUCACGGAAUCGUGCACCGCGAUAUCAAAGGCGACAACCUCGUCUUGGAUGUGGAGGGCCACGUCGUGCUCACCGAUUUCGGCUUUGCAAAGAAAAUCACUGUCGAGGAGGAUUUAUAUCCCGCGCAGGGCGGCAACCCGCCUGGUCGCAUUAUUAAACAACGAACCGGAUGCGGCACGCGAGCCUACAUCGCGCCGGAGGUCCUUAAUGCGGCCUUUUCACAGGAAAAUGGUUACGGCUUUGAGGCGGAUUGGUGGAGUAUGGGGGUGGUGUUAUUCACCUUGAUCACGGGAUGCUUUCCUUUCCUGCGGAAGACCGAGCACGAGACGAACCUGGCAAUAACGCAGUCCGCCCUUCAGUUCCCCACGCACGUGGUGCUCUCGGAUACGGCUCGGGAUGUGCUGCAGAUGCUGCUGCAAAAAGACCCCGCACGGCGCAUUACGACCCUCUCACAGCUCAAAAAGCACCCUUUUUUCAACGGCUUUGACUGGGAGGCUUGUGAAAAGCGCCAGCUUGGUCCACCGGUGUCGCUGCACAAGGAUAGCUACAACACGCCAUCGUCCUCCUCGGUGGCCUCGCGACGGUUGAAAGAGGCGGUCAAGAACGUACUUUGCCACUCAAACGAAGGCCAUCUACCGCAGUUUCCUUUUAGCUUGAAUGAGAGAGAAAAUAGCAUCACGAACACACGCUAUGUCAACGAGUUUAAGCAAGAAAAAGAGGAGAUGCUGCUUUUGGAGUCGGCAUUCGGUCCGGAUGUGAUACCGACGCCGAUUCAGGUUGAGAAUGACGUCUUUGGUCCACUUUAUGAUAACCAGGAGCUAUUCAGCAGCAUGCGCGAUGUGGUCGACGGGAAAUAUGAUUUUGACAGUCGUGGCUACAUUCCAGAGCUAUCGCAGAGGGAUAUUGCUUCGCCUUCUAUUGGGAUGCUGAUGAUAAACAGCAUUAACGGCAUCAACAACGCCGAGGGCACUGGUAUCAAGCCUUUAGACAUCACUUUUUCUAACACCAGUAAAACCGUCGGAAUGGACUCUCAACCGCAGUGCCGACAAGGCAUGGAUGGUGAAUCUCGGGCAUCUUUUUCACAUUGCAAUCCAUUUUCCUUCGAACAUAACAACGGAGGUGACAAUAAUUGUACCGAUGAAGAACCUUUGGGGUUAGUCUUGGACGAUUACAAAGAGGAAAAUUACUCUCCCAUAAUCUAUUUGCCUGCCACAGAAGCACACACUGCAUCAGAAGCUUCAACGCGAUUUCCUCAGUCAACAUUCCAGAAAAGUAUAGUUCGUAUGAAAUGA